GAAGCGGAGAUGUGAGCUGUGCGCGGACGACGCGCAGUGGAGACGAGAGAUGUGCGUACUGAGCACUCAACGCCCCGCACCCGAGCUGAAAAACAUGUCUUCUCGCACAGCACACAGCACACCGCACACAUCUCCGCUUUGGUGGAGUCCCGCGAGCUGAAAAACAUCUCUUCUCGCACAGCACACAGCACACCGCACACAUCUCUGCUUUGGUGGAGUCCCGGCCUAAUUGUUUCGUAUUUUGGAUUUGAAUGUGAAAUGAGUUUGUGAGAUAAUGACACAUUUAUGAAGAGCGACCUGGCCACAUCAAGUCUCCAUUCCACCAAUAUGCACCAAAAUUAUAAAAUAUGGCGUCGAAAUUCAAAAUCUUUUUUGAAAAAGGAACGCCGUUUAUAAGUCUGCGAAUGCGUAGGGGUGCGUUAGAAAAUAGAACAGUGAGAUUUAGAAAAUGUGCGACGGACGCGUUGGUUUUAUUCUUGGCGGCCAUCUUGGUUACCGGUUGCUAUGGUGAAGAGAAACAGAGAUUUGCUAUGGAGCCUACUGAUCAGAGUGCAAUCGUCGGGUCCCGCGUGACUCUGCCCUGCCGUGUUGUGGGAAAAGUGGGAACGCUCCAGUGGACUAAAGAUGACUUUGGUCUGGGAACUCACAGGAAUCUGAGCGGUUACGAAAGAUACUCCAUGAUCGGAAGUGACGAAGAAGGCGAUUACUCAUUAGAUAUAAGGAACGUAUCAUUGGAAGAUGACGGAAGAUAUCAGUGCCAAGUCAGCUCGGGGUUAGGGGCGUCACAAGAGGCGAUCAGAUCUCGCUACGCCCAUUUGACAGUGCUUGUUGCGCCCGACCCGCCUCGCAUUAUACAGGGUGCGUUCAUAGACGCCACCGAGGGGCAAACUGUUAACAUUGAAUGUGUGUCCGUUGGAGGAAAACCGCCGGCUGAGAUCAUAUGGGUGAACGGUAACCAAGAUGUCAUCAAGACGAAAGGAGAAAAUAAAAUAGAAUUAUUACCUGAUGGCCUCAGAUCUCAGACUAGGUCGAUUCUGCGGCUGAAACCGACAAAGGAAUACCACAACCAGACCAUCACAUGUCAAGCGCAGAAUAACGCCGACCGCGCGUUUAGGGUCGCCACUGUACAGAUAGAGGUCAAAUACGCGCCAAAACUGAAGUUGUCAAUAAAAUCUGGAUUAGUCCACGGGAAGCUUCCAGAAGGUUCGGAGGCCAGGUUUCUGUGUGAGGUGGAUUCGAAUCCCCCUCCUCUAGCGGACGGCGGUUACAAAUGGUACAUAAAUAACAACUUAGUCGUCGGGGACUACACGGAGGAGAUGAUAAUCUUCAAUGUAUCAAGGAAACAUCACAAGGCUGAGGUCAAAUGUGAGGUCAGCAAUUCAGUGGGCACUUCUGAGAAGACUAUCAAAUUGGAUGUCACAUAUCCUCCAUGCUUCAAGACAAGACCACAGAGUGUAGAAGCAAAAGAAGGAGCGACAGUAACGCUACAUUGCGAGGUGGACGGUCAACCCAAACCUGAGCUGAGGUGGCUGUACUCGGAGCCCGGGAGGGUAGCUCAGAACAGAGGGAGCGACACCACCUUAACUGUUAAGGUGACGCCCGACACUGCCGGCCGAUACAUUUGCAAAGCUGUGAGGGAUAGCGAAAAGGCAGAGAGUGAAGCUACUAUUUAUAUCAAAGCUGCGCCGACAAUAUUCUCAAACCGGACACAGUUCGGCUCAGAAGGGGAAACCGUUGGAAUUGAAUGUUUGGCGAAGGCUGUCCCGAAGCCCUUUGACAUCAGAUGGUACUUCGAAGGCAAAGAAAUUAGCGCUAUCAAUGAUUCAGAUAUCGCAAUAACCCAAGAACUGGAUUUAGCAGAUGGUAUGGUGAAAUCGGCUUUAGUGAUCAGGAACAGCAAGUCUAAACAUUAUGGAACUUACAACUGCAGUAUCACCAACGACUUUGGCAAUGCCAACGCUGCAAUUGUUCUAAAGCCAAUUAAAACUCUUCCUCUCUUCAUAAUUCUGAUCGGAGUCACCUCUGGCAUCAUUAUCUUCUCUGCUUUCAUCAUCCUUGUCGUAAUCUGUCAUAGAAAGAGACGGAAGACACAAAUGAGUGAGAAACCAGAUGUAACAGUGACUACUGGAGAUAUGUACAAGGGAAGUGAUAGGAGCUCUAAUAUUAGUGAUUUGAAGAUGCAGUUACCUCAGAGCGAUGGGAGCUAUGAUUUGGAAUACCCAAGUUCAGAGCGCUCUGACACGAAGAUGCCCGCGGGGCUACCGUUAGCAGGACCGGUACAUCUGCCCACCAUACGCGAUGACGCGCUCCUCAAGUACCGAUACAGCAAUGAUUACUCUGAUCCUUCGUACACUGACCCCUAUUUUAAGGGUCCUGUGGGAUACGUGUACGACUAUCCCCAGGGAUACCCGCCCCCGCCACAUCUGAGGGUACAGUCGCCUACGCAAUUGGAUGUGCCACAAUCGAAUAGAUCUCUUCAAGGCUCGCUAACGCGCAGUAUCGACACAGCGUCGACGCUACCGCUCUCGGGCGCCGGGUCCCAAAACAACUCCUUGCAGAGAGCCAAGAGUAUAGACGAAAACGACGCUAUCAACAGUUUGGGCCUGCCUGUUGGUAGCGAAACCCCUCCGACACCAGUUUACGCCCAGCCUAAUACGAAAACUGGCGUAGAUUUAAGAUAUGCCGCGACGUACGGCAACCCUUAUUUAAGAAAUAGUUCAUUAGGCUAUGGCAGUCAAGUCCAUACAGCCAAGCCGGCGGCGACACCAGCGCCCCCACCGUACUCCGCAGUUAGGAGUUCGGUUGUUUUGCCAUCUGGUAAUGGCAGCCAACCAUCGCAGGCGACUCACGUAUAGCAUAAACUAAGAUUAGUGUGAGUGUUCGUACACUAAGUGUCUAAAAAGCCAAAUAAAAAUAUACGUGUACAUAAAAUACGAAAAAUUUGCUGGUUUUUAUACUGUGUGAAAGUACCCUUACAGAACUGCUUAUAUAAAAGCCAAAGUGUUAAUGUACAGGUGUCAUAAUAAUGUAUAAAGUAAUUAUGUUCCUAAAUAGAUUAAAUCGACUGAUUUGUAAAUAUUCGAUUAUAAGUUGAGAUAUUUCGUACCCUCGUAGUGCUAGUGUUGCAAUUAAUUUGAACUUUAUCGAUGUUUUUUUCCGAAAAUUAAUUAAAAAAGUUUUAAUGAGAACACUUUUCAUAAUGGAAUUUGAUUAAAUGGCAAAUUAAAUGUGUGGUUGAUUAUUUUGAAAGAGUUGGAUUAUGAAUUUCGAUGUUUAUUUUAUGUAUUACCUAUAGCAAUCCAUUUUUGAUAAAAUGCUUAAUUCGUAUAAUCUUGUUCUUUAUCUUUAUGAGCAUGUCUCAGCUUUUGAAGUAAACUUUUUUAAUUUUAAGCACAUGGGCAUUUUAAAUAUAUCAUUUUAUGAUAGACCCGUAUAUAUUAGUUAAUUUAAAAAAUAUUAUAUGUAUUUUUUCCAUGUAUGUAAAGUGUGAUAUUUGUCUUAUUCAACUUUAGUUUGAGAAAAAUUACAAAAUGGCUUUCAUAACAGUUUUUAAAGAAUAAAUAGAAAUGCGAAGGUUUUGUAGUACGAAUAAUAGGCAUUUUGAUGCCAAUGCUCAAAAAAUCGAUACGCGAUGAUUUAUAAUUCCAUUUUCUUAUAGGAUUAUAUCAGAUAAUGUAGAAAUAAACAGACUGAAAAUAAUAUUUUGUAAAUUAUAUUAUUAAUUACGAAUUCAUGGAUUAUAUAUUGACAUCUCUUUUCAUUUCACAAAUAGUUUUAAAAUCAUAUUUUAUAUGAUUUCAAUUAAUAAAAAAAAACUUAGGUCGACUUGAAAGAUAAUAAAUUCAUAGUUAGUAUAAUUCUUAGAUAAAAAUAUGGACAUUGAAUGAGAAAAUAAUUUCUGUGAUAUGAGUAUUGAAAAUUUAGGCCUUCAUUUCAACAAAAGUUACAAUAUUUAGAUAGUGCAUGUAUUCCUAUUCCUGAAAUGAAUAUGAAAAUUUUGUCGUGACAUUUAUUAUUUAAAAAAAGAAAAGAAAUUGUUAAAAUAUAAAAAAAAAUCUGGACGAAAUAAUGUAAAUGAAAAAAAAAAUUGCAUGAUGUUUUUGUUAUUUGCAUGAGAUCAUUUAAUCAUUAUACUGUUUCUCUGAAUAAAAUGUCUUCAUUUCAUUA
This is a messenger RNA of Amyelois transitella, 4167 nucleotides long. RefSeq names its product irregular chiasm C-roughest protein. The transcript is spliced from 20 exons. The coding region runs from base 348 to 2855 and encodes 835 amino acids. Gene Ontology annotation, cellular component: cell-cell junction. Gene Ontology annotation, molecular function: cell adhesion molecule binding. Gene Ontology annotation, biological process: cell-cell adhesion. NCBI's taxonomy places the organism in Eukaryota, Metazoa, Arthropoda, Insecta, Lepidoptera, Pyralidae. The record is from RefSeq and is a predicted model, not a curated record.